This is a messenger RNA of Panicum hallii, 1592 nucleotides long. RefSeq names its product putative mannan endo-1,4-beta-mannosidase 5. Bases 61 to 1506 code for a protein of 481 amino acids. Gene Ontology annotation, molecular function: hydrolase activity, hydrolyzing O-glycosyl compounds. NCBI's taxonomy places the organism in Eukaryota, Viridiplantae, Streptophyta, Magnoliopsida, Poales, Poaceae. The record is from RefSeq and is a predicted model, not a curated record. The transcript is spliced from 6 exons.
UACGCUCAUGCAUGGCGACCUUAGUUCAACUCGUUUUUGCGGUGUGAGCCGUAUGUGUGUAUGGUUGCAACGCUCAUGGAGGCAAUGUUAUUCAAAGAGAAAUCAAGAGGGAAAGUUUGGCUGAUCCAUUUCCUAGUCCGAUGUUUUGCCGUGGCAGCUACCAUUUUGCUCCUGACAGAUGGGAGCCAUGCUCAUGCCGAUGGUGUAGAGAUGCUCGGCAACGAUGUCGAUGCGCCGCCCCCUGUCCAAAGAACAGAUGUAAACAGCAGCGAGGCGAUCCUCCGGGACGACCAGUGGCGGAUGGUCAAGACCAGGGGCAGCCAGUUCGUCAUCGGCGACCGGCCGUUCUACGUGAACGGCUUCAACGCGUACUGGCUGAUGAUCCUCGCUGCCGACCCGUCAACCAGGGGGAGGGUGACCGAGGUCUUCCAGCAAGCGGCGGCGGUGGGCCUCACGGUGUGCCGCACCUGGGGCUUCAACGAUGGUGGCUGGAGGGCGCUUCAGAAGUCACCUGCUGUCUAUGACGAGGAUGUCUUCAAGGCGUUGGAUUUCGUAGUGAGCGAGGCAAGGAAGUACAGGAUGAGGCUGAUACUGUCGCUGAUCAACAACUGGGACGGCUACGGCGGCAAGGCGCAGUACGUGAAAUGGGCCAGGGACGCCGGCCUCAACCUCACCUCCGACGAUGACUUCUUCUCCGACCAAACCGUAAAGGGCUACUUCAAGAACCACGUCAAGAACAUGCUGACGAGGGUGAACACGUACACGAACGUGACGUACAAGGAUGACCCAACCAUCUUCGCCUGGGAGCUCAUGAAUGAACAGCGCUGCACGUCGGAUCCAACCGGAAACAAGCUGCAGGCGUGGAUCCAAGAGAUGGCUUUCCAUGUGAAGUCCAUCGAUCCGGAUCACCUGCUGGAGGUCGGCGCUGAGGGCUUCUACGGCCCCUCGUCACCGGCACGGCUUCAGGCCAACCCGAACACCUACGCCGGCCAGGUCGGCACGGACUUCAUCCGCAACCACCGAGUCCUGGGCGUCGACUUCGCCUCCGUUCACAUCUACCCGGACACCUGGAUGUCGGGCGCGAGUGUGGAGGCACAGCUCAAGUUUGCGCAGUCGUGGAUGCAGGCGCACAUCGCCGACGCCGAGGGCGCGCUCGGCAUGCCGGUGGUGUUCACGGAGUUCGGGGUGUCCACCAAGGCCCGGAGCGCCUUCAACGCGACGUCGAGGGACCAGUUCAUCCAGGCGGUGUACGGGUUGCUCCUGGACUCGACGCGCCGUGGCGGCGCCGGAGCGGGGGCCCUGCUCUGGCAGGUGUUCCCGGAGGGGACGGAAUACAUGGACGACGGCUACGGUGUUGUGCUGCCCAAAGCGAAGGCCACCGCGGGGAUCAUGUCAGCGCAUUCCAAGAGGCUGGUGGUCUUCAACUCCAGGUGCGCGUGGAGCUGCCGCUGGGGGUGCAGGAAGGAGGAGGAGCAGUCGGAGACUCGGAGGAUGUUGAUGACCUGAUCCUGUUCCACGAUGAGCUGUUAACUUAGGAUGUUCCUAUGUUUGGCUAGUUGAAUACUACGCCCAUAACUUCAUCAUGAACUUAA